GCAGCGAUGUACAAUGUAGAUGUAGAUGUAGAUGGUAAUAUUGUACAAUACACGAAAUUAAUAAAUGAUUAGAAUCCGGAUAUUGAUAUUCGGACAACUGAUGAAUUAUCCAUGAAUUAUUAACAGUUUACAAGGGUACCAUGAAUGGAUGAAAUCAGAAGAGUUGCAGACACUUACAGCAUCUGAACCUUUGUCUCUUGAACAGGAGUAUGAAAUGCAACAAGCCUGGCGAAAUGAUGAAAAUAAGUGCACAUUCAUUGUGUUGGAUAAAAGCAAGUAUCACGGAAGUGUCAGUACAGAAAUAGAAAGCAUGGUAGGAGAUGUUAACUUGUUUUUUAAUGAAGCUGACGAUAAUACCACUGCAGAGAUUGAAAUAAUGAUUGCUGAGCCCUUGGCACGGGGAAGAGGGUUUGGAAAAGAGGCCCUGCUUUGUAUGAUGAUAUUUGGAUUUGAAGAAUUAUCCAUACGUAGAUAUACAGCCAAGAUUGGUUAUUCAAAUGAAACAAGCCUAAAGAUGUUUUCAAAGUUGGGCUUCACAGAGGUGUCUCGCAGUGAGGUAUUCAAAGAAGUAACACUUGAGUUGAGAGUGAUGGACUCAGUGAUAGCAGACUUCUUGCAGGGCUCAGAACUGUACUGCCAUGAAGAGUAUACCCAUACCUGAUACCUGUUAGUGUUACAGACCUGUACUGCCAUGAAGAGUAUACCCAUACCUGAUACCUGUUAGUGUUACAGACCUGUACUGCCAUGAAGAGUAUACCCAUACCUGAUACCUGCAGACCUGUACUGCCAUGAAGAGUAUACCCAUACCUGAUACCUGGUAGUGUUACAGACCUGUACUGCCAUGAAGAGUAUACCCAUACCUGAUACCUGUUAGUGUUACGUUUAUUAUUUAAUUGUGUAUAGACUUUUAUAGAAUUAAAUAUAAUUUUCUU
Dreissena polymorpha is the source of this 932-nucleotide messenger RNA. Its product is annotated as N-acetyltransferase 9-like protein. The record is from RefSeq and is a predicted model, not a curated record. Gene Ontology annotation, molecular function: N-acetyltransferase activity. NCBI's taxonomy places the organism in Eukaryota, Metazoa, Mollusca, Bivalvia, Myida, Dreissenidae. Gene Ontology annotation, biological process: protein acetylation. The transcript has 7 exons. Bases 149 to 661 code for a protein of 170 amino acids.